This is a messenger RNA of Rotaria sordida, 768 nucleotides long. Lineage: Eukaryota; Metazoa; Rotifera; Eurotatoria; Philodinida; Philodinidae. The record is from the annotation of a GenBank genome assembly.
AUGGCAGACUUAAGUUCAAUUUUUGCAGCAACAAUUCGAAUUUUUUCACAAGCUCUUAUGAUUUUUGGUGGUGUUGUUCCAUAUAUUCCUCAAUAUUUAAUAAUACAACGUUCUCAAAAUGCUGAAGGUUUUUCUAAUUAUGUAUGUCUUACAUUACUUAUUGCUAAUAUUUUACGUAUUGAAUUUUGGUUUGGUAAACAUUUUGAAAUUCCUCUUCUUGUUCAAUCUAUUGUAAUGAUUAUAUGUAUGCUUAUUAUGCUUGAACUUUGUAUACGUGUUUAUUCAAAAUCUGUAUCUCAUCAUUUACCUCUUAAUCAACAAAAUUUAUCACACACAAAAGAAUUAACACCAGAUAUUCGUGAAAAAAAAUUUACUGAUUUUCAAAUGGAUGAUUUUUGGAAAUGGACAACAUUAACAAGUUAUCUUCAAUUUUUAUUUGUAUUUACUUUCAUGUUAAGUACAACAACAUGGUUACUUCUUGAUAAUACAUAUUAUAUUGAAAUAAUUGGAUUUCUAGCUGUAUUUUUCGAAGCUUUAUUAGGUACACCACAAUUUAUGCGUAAUUUUCGAUUGAAAUCAACUGAAGGAAUGAGUGUAAAAAUGGUUCUUAUGUGGACAUCAGGUGAUAUAUUUAAAACUGUUUAUUUUAUUUUACGAAAUGCACCGAAACAAUUUUGGCUUUGUGGAAUGUUACAAAUUAGUAUUGAUAUAGCUAUACUUUGUCAAGUUGUUUUUUAUUCUGACAAAUAUCGAUUUCGUAAACGUUAA